This is a messenger RNA of Pisolithus orientalis, 1813 nucleotides long. RefSeq lists its product as uncharacterized. Gene Ontology annotation, molecular function: DNA-binding transcription factor activity, RNA polymerase II-specific; RNA polymerase II cis-regulatory region sequence-specific DNA binding. Gene Ontology annotation, cellular component: nucleus. The coding region runs from base 339 to 1643 and encodes 434 amino acids. Gene Ontology annotation, biological process: regulation of transcription by RNA polymerase II. The record is from RefSeq and is a predicted model, not a curated record. The transcript has 2 exons. NCBI's taxonomy places the organism in Eukaryota, Fungi, Basidiomycota, Agaricomycetes, Boletales, Pisolithaceae.
ACAAGUACACGUGUGAACGUGCGUGUCCCAAUGUACCAAACGCUCGAAAGUCAAAGGCUCCCGCAACGUGCGUCCGCGCGGUGCCGACGUUGCUAUGUUCAAGUCACGUGCCACGCGUUAACUGUUAUCCACGCCUUUCUACUUUGUUCGCAGGUCUUUCAUGGACAAAUCUUUCAGCGUAUUUAGUGAGCUAUGCCACUAAUUUAUGCCGAUCAGCCUUUUCGCUGCCUUGGGCGCUGUAUAAAAGAGAGGACCACCUGCGUUCUUUAUCGGAUUGUCAUAGUAUUUUCCCCUGCUGGACGUACCCUCCCUGACGCCAGCCCCUUGAAGUUUUCACCAUGACUUCCGACGGUUUGCCUCCUUUUGCGUGCCGUAACUGCCACUCACGCUUUGGAGUAGGCUACGUCCCCCCUCUCACUGUCGACGGACACCUUCAGGCUAGUUCCGCGGUCUCUACUCCGCGUCACACUUCUCUUUCUUUGGAAAUUCCGCAAUUUUUUGGAAACUUCCGUGCUCAAUCUGCCCCUCCUGGCCUCCCGAGUGACCGACGCUUUCGUCCAGCGCCAGCGUCUUCAACACCCGUUGAUGAAUCACCUUUCCCCACGUCAUCCCUCUUGUUCUUUGAGGACACGUCUGUUUCCUUCGCUCCGAAUUUUACUCAACAACGCCUAGUCGAAGUGCAACCCCAGCACAUCCCACGGCCCCCGAACGCUUUCUUGCUUUAUCGUUCUGAUUUCCUGAAGAGACGUACUAUACCACGGGAGGUCGAGAAACGUCAACAAAAUCUGAGCCGCAUUAUUGGCGAAUGUUGGAAUAUGCUAUCCGCAGAAGAAAAGGCAAUCUGGCAUGAGAAAGCCGCAGCGGUGACGGCUGCUCACCAGGCCAAGUACCCCCAUUACAAAUUUAGGCCGACUCGGAGGACCGCAGGAAAGCGGACGGGCAAAAAUAAGCGCAACGGCAACAUUAGUCAACAUCAUGAUAGUUCAGCCGCAGAGACGUUCUCCAACUCUAUUGAAUCCUCCAUAGGCCCAGUGCGUGGACCACCGGCCACUGGAUCUUCUGCAAGGAUGUUUCCGUACGAUGAUGGCAGGUUGACUACUCCGAAGGGGCCCACCAUACCCUCCACGCCGGCCUCACUGGCUUUGUCUCCGCUUUCGCUGGCCACGGUGUUGCCUCCGUUUACGUUGCAAGAUCAGUUGACAAGCGUGAGCCCAUUCUGCGGGAAUGCCCCUCAAAUGCAAACCUAUGAGGGUCAAUCUGCUACGCUGUUCAAUCCGGAGAAUAUGCUGUCGGAGUUGGUGCAAGGCUUGAAUAUUGUGCCAACAACUGACCACAAUUCUGGUAUACUGGGUGAUACUCAACCGCCCUCCGCGUAUUUCCGUCUCAAGCAACAUCAUGUGCCCCAUACCCUGGGCCAAGACUACACGCCAUUGCCAUUGUUGAGAUCGACUGCUUCUCCUCUGCUUCCCUUCGGAGAAAAUGCGGACCCCUUCUUGAGUGCUUGGAAUACUCCAGUGACGUUUAACUGUCCCGGCGACGGGCUAGAUCCUUAUCAUGCGACCCUUCUCUCCUGGUUACCCGAAGGUUCUACCUCUGCUGAGCAGGAAAAUAUUUGCCAGGGACAAGGGAAUCAACAGCUCUAGCUAGCACGCAACGAUCAAAAUGUCUUCAAAUCGAGCGCUUAUGGUUUAUAACGGUCUAGACGAACGUUAUGUCUAAAAGUCUUCCAUGAUUGUAGCCUUAUUCACGGGUUGAUCCCUACUACAAGUUGUAUUCCAGUGUCACGUUCUGUAUCGAAUAUUGUUCGUUAUCA